AUGAACAAGACAGCGAGUGCCACGAGUUCCAACCUCGGUAUACAGUACGAUGAUCCAAGCCAUCCAUUCUUGGUAUUCUACGUCACCGUUCAGCUGAUAUUAAUUUUGGCCGGUACAUUGGGCAACAUAAUGGUUAUCUUGUCAUUUUCAUUCAACAACAAACUCCGGACCCUCACCAACGUGUAUAUUUUCAGUUUGGCGUGGGCAGAUAUUAUAGUAACUGGAUUUAUUCUGCCAUUUAAUGUUUUAGGUAUACUACAGAGUCACCACUUCUUCACUCUCAACACUGUUCUUUGUGAAGUUAUAGCUUUCUUCUGCGUUACGGCGUGCAUAGCAUCGCUAUGGAACAUCAUGGUGAUCAGUGUUAACCGUUACGUGUACAUCUGUCACAAUAAGUAUUACAAACGCAUCUUCAAUCUUCGGAACACAGUUGUGAUGGCUAUUGGAGUGUGGGUUAUCUCCGCUCUUAUCGAUAUGCCAAAUUUUCUGAACUGGGGUGAUAACCGUUUUGAUAUGAAAACGCUUGUCUGUUCUUACGAUCGUACAGCACAGUAUGGUUGGAUAUUGCUUUUUGUCAGUGAGGUGUACUAUUUCCUUGGUUUGUUGACGUACUGUGCUACAUGA
This is a messenger RNA of Saccoglossus kowalevskii, 624 nucleotides long. Its product is annotated as melatonin receptor type 1B-B-like. Gene Ontology annotation, molecular function: G protein-coupled receptor activity. Gene Ontology annotation, biological process: G protein-coupled receptor signaling pathway. Gene Ontology annotation, cellular component: membrane. NCBI's taxonomy places the organism in Eukaryota, Metazoa, Hemichordata, Enteropneusta, Harrimaniidae. The record is from RefSeq and is a predicted model, not a curated record.